AUGUUGAUCCAGGAAUCAUUCCACGAUGUGCCCACCAAGGCCGACGGGACUGGUACUAUGCGCAUCUAUGUCUUUCACCCCACCAUUCCCGGGUACCCCAAAGCCCGGUUUCCCGGCGUCGUAGUCUUCAGCGAGAUCUACCAGGUUACCGGGCCGGUGGCACGGUUCGCGAGACAGAUCGCGGGGCAGGGAUACAUCUGCGCCGCGCCGUCCAGCUACCACGAAUUCACCGGUCCAGAGCCCCUGCAGUACAACGCGGAGGACACGGACAAGGGGAAUGAGUGGAAGAUCAGCAAGAAACUGGCCGCGUAUGACGAGGAUGCCUCGCUGUGUGUGGAUUACCUGCUGUCCCUGCCGACGUGCAACGGCCGCGUCGGUGCGACGGGGAUGUGUCUGGGUGGCCAUCUGGCGUACCGCUGUGCGCUGGAUAGCAGGAUCAAGGCGGCGGUGUGCUACUUUGCGACGGAUAUCCACAGCCACACUCUUGCCGCGGGGAAGAAUGAUGAUAGCUUGGCCAGGGCGGGGGAUAUCAAGGGUGAAUUGCUUAUGAUCUUCGGGAAGAACGAUAACCAUGUUCCCCCAGAGGGACGGGACUUGAUCCGCAAGACCCUGCAUGAAAAGGGUAUUUUGUUCAGCUUCUAUGAGGUGGCUUGGGCUCAACACGCGUUUAUCCGGGACGAGCUGAGCAAAGGACGGUAUGAUCCCGCCAUCACCAAGGUGUGCUUCGAGAUGCUGCUGGAGCUAUUUGGACGGACCUUGAAGCUGGACUUGGGGGAGCAUGACGGGAAGAAGCUAGAGAUCGAGGAUGUAUGCUAG
Messenger RNA from Aspergillus clavatus NRRL 1, 816 nucleotides. Its product is annotated as dienelactone hydrolase family protein. The transcript is spliced from 6 exons. Gene Ontology annotation, molecular function: hydrolase activity. Lineage: Eukaryota; Fungi; Ascomycota; Eurotiomycetes; Eurotiales; Aspergillaceae. The record is from RefSeq and is a predicted model, not a curated record. The coding region runs from base 1 to 816 and encodes 271 amino acids.